AUGUCAUCACCAACAGUGCAUGGUCCCCCUCCAAAUCUGUCACCUUCUUUCCUGGCGCAGAGCCGUGUGCCAGCCAUAUACGCGGCGGUGAUCACCGUCUCCGUGCUCUGUACUGUUGCUGUCGCCCUCCGCUUCUUAUGCAGGCGACUGGUCAAGGCGGUUCUCUGGUGGGAUGACUGGACAAUUUUGGCCGCUCUCUUUGUCGAAUGGGGCCUUUCAGCGGUCGUACUCCACCAAACGGCCGAUCUCAAUUUCGGUAGACAUAUCGAGCUGAUAAAGCCAUGGCAGCUGGUGUCUUUUGCAAAGACACUUUUGGCGACCCAGGUACUGUACUAUUGUGCACAAACACUGACAAAGAUCUCGCUACUGCUGCUCUAUCAUCGACUCUUCAGUGUCAACAAGCCGUUCCGAAUCGCCCUAUUAGCUGCUGGCGCCCUGGUCAUGAUAUGGUGGACGGCUUCAUUCUGGGAUACCAUAUUUCAAUGCGUACCUGUGCAGGCAUCCUGGGAUAAGAGCAUUAAAAAUGCAAGGUGCCAGAAUAUCAGAGACGCAGCGCUAGGCACAGGGAUCAGCAAUCUCAUACUGGACCUUGUGUUUCUUCUGCUCCCCGUUCCUAUGGUUUGGCGACUGCACGUUAGCAGGAGAGUCAAGGUGUCCCUGACAGGCAUUUUUCUUCUCGGCGCUUUUGUCUGCGCAACUUCAGUCAUCCGCAUCCAUCAGGUCCUCGCGACGAAUUGGAGCCUCACAGACCUGACCUACGACAGUUUCGGCAUCAACGUCUGGAGUACAGUUGAAUCCUGCUGUGCGAUUAUCGGAGCGUGCCUGCCGACUAUGCGUCCUUUGAUCACCCGCAGCGUGGCCGUCGUCACAAGCCAUACUAAGUCUUCGGCCUCGAAAACAAAGACAUCCUCCGGCAGUGGUGGGGCAGUCAGCAGUCCACGCUCGCCUUUCUGGAAUCUACCUGGUCUAUGUACUCUAUAUCAAAGCCUGAAUGGACGGGUGGAGGAGAAUGACGUCGAGAAAGGCGGCCGGAAUGCGUAUCCAUUGAAGCCACUGCAAGCCUUUGCAAACACCGCAGAUCCUUAUCCAAAAAGGAUCUCUUCCUUGAACGGUGGGUGGGAUCGCUCACCGCAUCCUGUGGUGAAGUCGGAGAGAUUCCAGUUGGAGAGGCAAAUUGCGCCUUUGCCACUCACUCCCGAACCUAUCUAUUUGUCAUCACCCUCUGCCCCUGAGCGAAUACGGCGGGCGACUUCCAAAACAGCGCCUCUUUCUACUCCAAAGGAUAUGGGUUAG
Molecule: messenger RNA, 1293 nt
Organism: Letharia lupina
Lineage: Eukaryota; Fungi; Ascomycota; Lecanoromycetes; Lecanorales; Parmeliaceae
Exons: 2
Coding region: 1-1293 (430 amino acids)
Source: RefSeq, a predicted model, not a curated record